AUGUCUGAAUUAUUCAUACAAGUUGAUGUUCAAUUAACACGAAUAUUUGUUCCAAUUAUUAUUAUACUUGGUGUAGUAAGUAAUUUACUCAAUAUUAUUUUACUUACAAGACGAACUUUAAUUAAUCAUUCUUGUUCACUGUAUUUUAUUGCAUUAGCAAUUACAAAUCUAUUCUAUUCUAGUUUUUUACUUAUCUGUAAUCUAUUAGCUGAUGGUUAUGAUCUUGAUCCAGCUAAAUAUUUAACAAUUUUUUGUAAAAUUCUUAGUUAUCUACUUAAUUUUUGUCCAACUUUAUCAGUUUAUUUUAUUGUUCUUGCUACAAUUGAUCGAUAUUGUGCUAGUUCAAUAAAUGCCCAAACACGUAAUUUAAGUAAUAUUCGAAUAGCUCGAUGGACAAUUGGAAUACUUAUUUUCAUACUUGCCGUAUUUUUCAUUGGUGCAUUAAUAGCAUUUGAUAUAUCAUAUAAUGAAGAAUUUUCAUGUAUCAUUCGAUCUGAUAUACUUUUCAAUCGAAUUUUUCUUAUUGUUAAUUUAAUUCUUUAUACGAUUAUUGCACCAUUUCUAAUGAUAUUCUUUGGUUUACUAACAAUUUAUAAUACGAAACAAGUUCGUUUUCGACCGGUUAAAAUUUCACGUUAUCGUCGAACAGAAGGUCAACUUUCUCGUAUGCUUUUAUUUCAAGUUGGUACGCAUAUUGUUCUUACUUUACCAUUUUGUAUAACAUUUUUUAUGUUAAUUCUUCCUAUACAAAUACGAUUUACUAGUUAUUUUUCAAUUGUUUUUGUUAUUUGUAAAUUACCAUUUUAUUUAACUGUAACAACAGCAUUUUUCUUAUAUAUUCUAUCAGCUCGUGUGUAUAGAAAUGAAUUUAUUCGAUUGAUGAAGAAAAUAUUUCACGCUCGUCAUAGUCGUUAUUAA
Messenger RNA from Adineta steineri, 918 nucleotides. NCBI's taxonomy places the organism in Eukaryota, Metazoa, Rotifera, Eurotatoria, Adinetida, Adinetidae. The record is from the annotation of a GenBank genome assembly.